Molecule: messenger RNA, 3365 nt
Organism: Phanerochaete carnosa HHB-10118-sp
Lineage: Eukaryota; Fungi; Basidiomycota; Agaricomycetes; Polyporales; Phanerochaetaceae
Exons: 8
Coding region: 7-1071 (354 amino acids)
Molecular function (GO): catalytic activity
Source: RefSeq, a predicted model, not a curated record
GACGCAAUGCAGGGCUUCAUCUUCCUUCACAUCUUCCUCCUGGGAUUCUUCUGCCUCAAAGCCGUCUCUACAGUAACCUGGAAGAGAGCAGUCGUUCCCGAGAACAAGAUGAUUCGCAUCGCGACGUACAACCUGCGUUACGACUCUAUGCCGAACAAUAUCACAGUUCAGCAAACGUUGGCGUCCUUGCCAGACCCCCUCGUCGCCCCUACAUAUCUGGCACUGUCGGGUGAACAGCCGUGGAGCACAAGGCGUAUCAAGGUGUGGCAGGAUCUCAUGAGUGAAGGUGUCGUUCUCUUUGGCAUCCAGGAAGGCCUUGUCAGGCAGGUGGACGAUUUGGCGACUCUGUUUGGAAGCGAUUGGGCUUGGAUUGGCGUCGGCAGAGAUGACGGCGUGCAGGCUGGCGAGUUCAGUGCCAUCUUCUAUAACACGAACUUCAUUGAGGUGCGGGAGUGGGACACCUUCUGGCUCUCAAAUACGCCGUUCGAGGUCUCAAUCUUCCCCGGAGCAGGCUCCAGACGUAUCUGCACGGCGUCACGCUUGACUCUCAAGACUGCGUCCGGUUCCAUUAACUUUUCGUAUCUGAACACACAUCUCGACGAUCAGUCUGACGCACAGCGUCGUCUCGGCGCAUCGCUCAUCCUACAGCGCGCACGCUUCGAGGCCUUCAACUCACAGGGUGGUCCUGUCAUUGUCACGGGCGACUUCAAUAGCCCGAGCACUGGUACAGACUCGGGCGCUUACAUGAUCGCGACGGGCGAGCUCCCACCAGAGCCAAUCAAUGCGACGUUCGCGCAGAAGUACGCGGUGCCGAACGGCACAUUGCCCAACUUCGUGCUGGACGAUCUGAAGGCGCAAGUCCCGCGUGCGAAUGUCGGAGGCAACUAUGCGACGUACACGUCCUUUGCAGCCCCGGGUGACACCUCGCAGUUCACCAGGAUUGACUUCGUCUUUGGUGGCAACGACGGCCAGUGGAAUGCCACUCAAUACAAGGUUGGCACCUCUUUCACUGACGACGGCGUGCUUGCCAGCGACCACCGCCCUGUCUUCACUGAUAUCACCCUCCAAUGAAUUCGGGGCACUGACACGUAGGGUUUUGAUUUGUACACUAUGGACUGCUACAAGACGAAAUGACUGUUGUACAGUAAUGCUGAACGAUACACUGUGCUUUUGUAUGUAAACAGGUGUCGCUGAUGAUGAGGGCUCUACCCAUGCAAAGAGAAAGUAAUAGGUCUGAACAAUUUUGCAAGUCAUCACUGUCCAUUUGGGAUCGCAAACGACGUGAACGGCAUGCCGAUGCUCGACAGCGGAGAAAGCCGUCCACUCAGGUUGUCCCGGAGGUUGCCCUGGUGUCUGUGGCUCCUGUAACUCUGCGAGUCGACCGUGCUCCCAGACUGUGCCGUCGACGGGCGCGUCACGGACGCGCGCGACUUGGUCCGGCCAGGCGGGUCUGGGUACACCACGCCGCUCGGGACAGGAGCCUCGGCGUACCGCAUAGGGGUGCCCGGCGCCGGCGCCGUAUGCACCGCGUACGCCUGCGUCUCCGGGACGGUAGGCGGCUGCGCGGGCGCGCGGGCGUCGUGCUUGGGCGGGCCGAGGAUGUCUGCGAGCGCGGGCAGCGCGGUGUGCGCGUGCUCGGGGCUGAGCAGGUGCGGCGCCGUCCCGGUUUGCGAGGACGACUGCGGCGACACUUCUGUAGAGGGAGACUCGACGUGGAUCGUCGGCACCGAGUGCUCGUGUGCGUCGUCGUGAGACUGACGGCUCUUGGAGCGCUUCCUGCCGAAGAGCUUCUGCAGCGCGCUGCGCGUGUCGGAGCUCCCCCGUCGCUUGUGUGAUGGGCGUGAGUUGUCAUCUGAAGGACCUGCUCCAGCGUAGAUGCGUUCUUGAGGGAUAGCCUGCUCCCUCCUGCCUCGACUUGACGUGGUUGCGGGAUUUUCGCGGUUCAUUUGCUGCUGUCCAGACAGCGGGUCGCGAUCCUCACCUCGCCUAUAUACCCUGGGCGGCCCGACGAUGUCAUAUUCGGAGAUCCUGGUCGAUGUUCUUGACUGCGGCGAACGCAUGCCGCUCUGCGGUGGUGGCUUGUAUGACGUCGAGGCGGCACUGUACGCAUAGUCUCGUGAACGGAUGUUGGGCUCGUACUGUCUGUCUUGCCGCGGCUCGCCGCGAGAAUAGGUAGGCGCAGGGGACUUUUCUGGAGCUGGGGGAAGAGGUACUUCAGAUCGAGCAGGCGAAGGCUCGACCGGCGAGACAGGCCGUGAAAACUCGUGAGGGGGAGGAAUCUCUAUCGAUGUGACGUCGUUAUCUCUCGCGUAAGGAAUCCAGUUGUCUGGAGGCUCAAAAUACGGAGGAUGAGCGGGUGAAUGUGGCGUUUCGCGUAUAGGGACGGGUAUGGGCUCAGAGCGCGCCGGCGUUGGCGCAGAAACUGGCGGUGGUGACGGAGGUGGUGAUGGGCGUUCAUGGGAGGGCGAAGGUGCAUUAAAGGGUGUGGUGACAGUGGGCAUGGGCAAGGAGUCGGCCAUAGGUGCAAAAUCUGGGACACGCUCCAGUCUACGAGAUGCUGGGGGCGAUGCCAAGAUGAGAAUUGGCUCAGGCGAGUGGGAAGGCAUAUGCUGAUGAGAUGGGGAUACUCUAUGCACCGAGGGCACCGACGCGGAUGGCGGACGACGUUCGUAAUGGUCAUUAUAGUCGUCUUCCUCCUCAUCUUCCUCCCCAUCUUCCCCCCCAUCUUCUUCAGCUUCGACACGAUGAAAUGCCCCCGGUGGCGGGACCGGGACCGGGUUAAGCGGAGUGGCUGGUCGAGAGGGCGUAUGGCGCAUGUUUCCGUGCGCCUGCACCAUACCUAGCCUGCGGGCAUGGUCAAGCCCUUCUGCGUAACCUUGCUGCCUCCCUUGUUCCAUCGCCUGAGAGAGCACCCAGCGCUCCCUACAUUUUCUGGCCAUGUCGCGAGCUCUGGCCGCUUCCGCUUCCGCUUCAAUCCUCGCGCGUUCAAUCUGGUUCACAUCCUCUUGCGCUCGCCGAAUCUCACGUUGAGCUUGCUCAUAGUAGAGCUUGUACAGAUGCAGUUCUUGCUCCGCCCGCGUGGUCUCGGCACGAGCGAUGGUGGUUGCGUCGUUUGCUGCUUUCAGCCUGUGCAGGACGUCCACGACACGCUGCUCAGCCUGAUCUGCUCGUCUUGUCUCGGCAUCGAGGCGGUCGUGUGUGAGGGCAAGCAGAGUACGAAGGUGUCUGAUGUCCCGAUCUGUGCGCGACGAUAUUCGAGACAGAAUCCUAGCGGAGCUGCUCUGGCUGUCGCGGUCCUUUCGACUAUCUGACUCGUGAUCCAAUCGUUCUCCGUGGUACCGUCGUGAAGAAUCCCCGGAGCGCUC